This is a messenger RNA of Sclerotinia sclerotiorum 1980 UF-70, 1617 nucleotides long. RefSeq lists its product as hypothetical. Gene Ontology annotation, molecular function: FAD binding; D-arabinono-1,4-lactone oxidase activity. The coding region runs from base 1 to 1617 and encodes 538 amino acids. The transcript has a single exon. Gene Ontology annotation, cellular component: membrane; mitochondrion. The record is from RefSeq and is a predicted model, not a curated record. Lineage: Eukaryota; Fungi; Ascomycota; Leotiomycetes; Helotiales; Sclerotiniaceae.
AUGGACCCCGCAAUCAAAUUCGAAUUAGAAAGAUAUGGCGAUGACAUCCCAUUCCGAGCAAAAACAAAUCAUACACAAUCAACAUGGGCAAGAACAUUUCAUUCAUCUCCCGAAUUAUUCAUUCAACCAGAAUCUAUCGAUGAAGUAGAAAAAGUGGUCAAUCUCGCUCGAAAAUGCAGGAGAAGAAUUACAACUGUAGGAUGUGGUCAUUCUCCUUCAAAUAUCACUUGCACAUCGAGUUGGCUCAUUAAUCUGGACAAUUUCAAUAAAAUCUUAUCUGCGGAUCGGGAGACGGGAGUGGUGGUUAUGCAAAGUGGUAUACGAUUGUAUUCCGUGGGCGAACAACUUGAUGCUCUGGGUUUGGCAAUGCCAAAUUUGGGUAGUAUCAAUCAUCAAUCGAUUGCUGGCGCCAUUUCAACUGGUACUCAUGGAAGUACAUUACGACAUGGGAUUCUGUCAAGUUCGAUUUUGGAAUUGAAGAUUACUCUUUCGGAUGGUAAAACGGAAACCUGUUCACCGAAUGAAAAUGAAGAACUCUUUCGCGCUUCUCUCAUUUCUCUUGGAGCAAUCGGUAUCAUUACAGAAAUUACUUUUCAAGCAGUCCCAGCUUUCACUCUCUCAUGGGAACAAACUGUUGAUACCGAUAUCCGAAUGAUGAAUAAUUGGAACAAGACACUUUGGACACAAACCGAAUUCGUUCGAGUUUGGUGGUUUCCUUAUACAAGAAGAGCGGUUGUUUGGACGGCUGAAAAGACUGAUUUGGCUCCUGUUCCUCCUGCAAAAUCUUAUUAUGAUGCUUGGUUAGGAUAUCACGUUUAUCAUAAUCUUCUUGCUCUUGGACAUUGCAUUCCACGUAUCCUUCCAUGGGUAGAAUGGUUCGUUUUUGGUAUGCAAUAUGGUUUUACAAAUGGUUCAAAAAGUUCUGCUAUUCAACCAUCCCGCCAAGCACUUCUCAUGAAUUGUCUUUACUCUCAAUUCGUUAACGAAUGGGCAAUUCCAAUUUCCAAAGGUCCAGAGGCUAUCAAAAGAUUAAGUUCUUGGCUCAAUCAUCUUACUCCAGAGGAUCCAGAUUACGUUGAGCAUGGUAUUCCAGUUUCAGCAGAUGGUCUUUAUGUUCAUGCACCAGUUGAAGUUCGCGUCACCGAAACAAGCAAUAGUACUACUCCUCGUCCACAUCUUGAUCCUACUUGUACAGAAGAAGCAACUCUUUACUUGAACGCAACGCUUUAUCGUCCUUAUGAUAUGGAUCCGCCAUGUCACGAGAGAUAUUAUCAAGGGUUUGAAUUUUUGAUGCGGGAAUUAGGUGGGAAACCCCAUUGGGCUAAGAAUUUCGAAACAACAGGAUCAGAUAUUGAGGAAAUGUAUGGAGAUAAUCUGAAGGAAUGGAGAAACAUAAGGAAUAAUGCGGAUCCGGAGGGAAUGUUUGUAGGAGAAUGGCAUAGGAGAUUUAUAAUGGGUCAAGGACCUAAAUUGGCGCUUGAGGAAGUGGAAGUUGGGAGAAAGAAGCUUAGAAAGGGAGGUGUUUUGGUUGAGGGGAUUGUUGGGGGCUUUAAGGAUGAGGAGGGUAGUGAGAGUGGAGAGUCUUUUGAUAUGUUGAGGGCUAGUGAGAUGAAGUGA